CAUAGCAUGAGGAGCGGGGGGUGAAGGCAAUGCAACCCCAUGGCUCAUCCCAUCCCACCCAUUGGGCCCCAAGGGAUGGGAACGCCGGGCAGGGGGAUACGAUCACAUUUCCCACCCCCACCCCAGGAAAACGCCUGCGGCCCAGACAGGAAAGAAAUAAAAACUGGGAGAGGCACCCAGCGAAACCAGCCCCGCACCCCCACCACCUUUGCCCCUGGGACGGGGCUCAGCCCAGCAGCCCGGGCUGCCAGACACGUGUUUGCACACCUUUGUUUAUCGUAGGACCUACGAGAAGGCAAAGCAAACACGGCCUCGCCUUGCUCCCUGCAGGUACCCAGCAUGGAGGGCAGGGAGGAGGCGGGCGACUCGGACAGUGGGAUCAUGCUGCAUUUGGGCCCCGGCAGCCCCACAGCCCCGCUGAAGGAGUUGGCACAGCGGGUGCGCAGGCAGCAGCAGGCACUGGAGCUGUGUGUGCAGGAGCUGCGGCGGCUCUGCCUGCGUGAGGCGGAGCUGACGGGGACGCUGCCCCAAGAGUUCCCCCUGAAGGCUGGUGAGAAGCCCCCCAAGGUGCGGCGCAGGAUCGGGGCAGCCUUCAAGCUGGAUGAGAGCCUGGUGCUGCGUGGGGCGGAUCCACUGGGCGCCCUGGAGCGGGACCUGGCGCUGCAGAUGCAGAUUGCCAGAGCUGCACAUCGCCUGUGCCGGGAGGAGAACAUCAGCAAACAGCUGCGCCGCAGGAGGAAGACGGCAGCAUUGAAGGAGGAGCAGAAGCUGAAGGCGCUGGAGGACACCCUGCUGGCCGAGCGCCGGGCCCUGUCUGCUGGUGGCGCCGGGGGGGCUCAGGAGCUCAGCGCGUCGGAUGAGAGCUCGCUGUCGGAUGCUGCGUUGCUGGAGGAGGAGGAGGCACAGCCGAUGGGAGCCGGCACCCCGCAGCGCCUUCCAUCUCCGUGCCCGUGGCCCCGCUUGGCUCCUGAGGAGCAGAGUGAGGAUCCGGGGUGCCCCUCUGCACCCCCCGGCCCCUGGAGGGAGACCAGCCUCGAUGGACCCUAUGGGAAGGCCAAGAACAUCAGUGCUGAGCCUGGGGAUGGGGAAACCCGCGCGUCCCGGUGCCGCCCCACGUCCCCACCAGCUGUCACCUCUGUCCCCAUCAGCCCUGACUGCAGGGCUGGGGAUGUGGCCCCGUAUCGCUUCAUCCCCAUCCGGAGCGUGGUGCUGUGCAGGCAGAUGGGAUCCAGUGCUCCCAGCACCCCAGAGCCAGCGAUCCGACGUGGACAGUGCCAGUCCCUGAGGGUGGACUCACGCUGGGAGCCGGGUGAGAUGCGGGGCCGCAGCACAGCCCCCCGCCGCCGCCCCACGUACUACACAGUGACAGUGCCCACCUCCUGCCCCCCAGCCCCCAGCCCCACACCGCGCUCCGGCUCCGACGACAGCAUCUCCGACGUCUCCAGCGUCUCCCACGCCACCUCCCCGGGCAGCAGCAGCCCCGACGUCUCCUUCCCACGUCCCCCAGCCCCACCACCCUGCACCGAACCCACUUUCUACCCCCGCGGAGCCCCCCGGCUCCUGCCACCCCCCGGCCCCCCGGUGUUCCUCUAUGAGCAGGACCUGGCCCCGCUGCGCUACCAACGCCUGGUGCCCUCGCACAGCCGCAUCGUGCGCACCCCCUCACUUAAGGACUACGUGCCAGGGGGGUCCCGUGGGCUCUCCAAAGCGGCGGUGACAGAGGAGCUCAAAUCGUGGCACCAACGUGCCCGGCUGCGGGGAGCCCGGCCUCAUUCCCUCGACAGACAGGGGGCCUUUCGGGGACACCGCUGUGGGAACCCCCAGGAUGGGCCCCCCGUCCGUGGGGCACCGCUGCGGGCUCAGGCAGCCCCGAUCCGCAUCCUGCGGCGCUCCCCGCCCGGCGUGCCUGUGCAGGUCUACGUGCCUGAGAACGGCGAGAUCAUCACACAGGUGUGAGGUGGCCCCCAACCCCACGGGGCACGGCCUGGCUGGCCCAGGGCAAUGGGGACAGUGGGGACACAGCCGUCAUGCACCCCUGGGGGCUUGGGAUAGGGGAUGGGGGCACAGCUGUGGGGUGGGGUGGGCAGGGCUGGCUCCUUACGCUGUCCCAUGUCACCGGUGACCCCUGAAGGGUCUGCAGUGCAGAUGUGUCAUAAUCGGGUAUCUUUUUUUUUUUGCCUAAUAAAUGUGGUCAUUUGGGAUCUCUGUGUGGUCGCUUCUGUCCUUGCCAUCUCCUCGGGUCGUGUCCCUCUGUCCCCAGUGCCACCAACAGCGCUGGGGUGAAGCCACGCGUGGCUGAGACUGAUGCUGAGAAGGGGACAUGGGGCAGGGAUGGGAGCAGGGGAGGGGGAGAGAGUGGGGUGUGGGACCUCUUCCAUACAGCGGUAGGGUGUGGGGUGUGAGAGAGCGGGA
This is a messenger RNA of Phasianus colchicus (ring-necked pheasant), 2412 nucleotides long. The record is from RefSeq and is a predicted model, not a curated record. Lineage: Eukaryota; Metazoa; Chordata; Aves; Galliformes; Phasianidae.